CCCGCCAUGGCUGCUACUCUCCGUAACCGUCUUCAACGUCGUAUGUCUAAUAACCAUUUAUACAAUUCGCGUUCUCCAGUCCUUGCACGCACCUCAGUUCGAUUCUCUUCAACAGCCUCAAGACAACUCACUUUGAAAGAACGUCUUGCAGAGCUCAUCCCUGCAGAAAUAGAAAAGGUAAAUGCAAUUCGCGCCGAGCAUGGUAAAAAGGCUUUCGGUCCAGUAACAGUCGACCAACUCUAUGGCGGUAUGCGUGGUCUCCCAGCCCUCAUUUGGGAUGGUUCCGUCCUCGACCCAGACGAAGGUAUUCGUUUCCGUGGAAAGUCCAUCGCCGAGUGCAAGGAGCUCCUACCCGCCGCUCCAGGUGGCACAGAACCUCUUCCUGAAGGUCUCUUCUGGCUCCUCGUCACCGGCGAGAUUCCAUCUAAGGAGCAGGUUACCGAGCUCAGCCGCGACUGGGCUGCCCGUGCCGAAAUACCCGACUUCGUAAAGGAGAUCAUCGACCGCUGCCCUCCUACUCUCCACCCUAUGAGUCAGUUCUCAAUGGCAGUCACCGCACUCAACCAUGACUCCGCCUUUGCCAAGGCCUACCAGGAUGGUGUCUCUAAAAAGGAAUACUGGGGUCACACUUUCGAAGACACGAUGGAUCUCAUUGCCAAACUCCCUAACAUUGCUGGUCGCAUAUACCGCAAUGUAUUCGGUGACGGAAAGCUCCCUCCCAUCGACCCCAGCAAGGAUUACUCUGCUAACCUCGCGACCCUCCUUGGCUUUGGUGACAACGCAGCUUUCGUCGAGCUCCUUCGUCUCUACAUCACUAUCCACACCGACCACGAAGGUGGCAACGUCUCAGCUCACACCGGAAAACUCGUCGGCUCAGCCCUAUCAGACCCCUUCCUUGCCUUCGGAGCCUCCCUAAACGGUCUCGCAGGCCCACUCCACGGCCUCGCAAACCAAGAAGUCCUUCUCUGGCUCCGCAAAAUGCAAUCCCAAAUCGGCGAAAACGCAACCGACUCCGCAGUCAAAGACUACGUCUGGUCCACCCUCAAAGGCGGCCAAGUCGUCCCAGGCUAUGGACACGCCGUCCUCCGCAAAACCGACCCCCGUUACACCGCACAACGCGAAUUCGCGCUCAAAAACCUCCCUGAUGACCCCCUCUUCAAACUCGUCGGCCAGAUUUAUAAUGUCGUGCCUGAUAUUUUGUUGGAGGCGGGUAAGGCUAAGAACCCGUGGCCGAAUGUGGACGCGCAUUCGGGCGUGCUUUUGACGCAUUAUGGGUUACAUCAGAUGCAGUUCUAUACGGUGUUGUUUGGUGUGAGUAGGGCGUUUGGUGUGGCUGCGCAGUUGAUUUGGGAUCGUGCACUUGGUGCUCCUUUGGAACGUCCGAAGUCGUACUCGAGUGAGGCGAUUCAGAAGAUGUUCAAGGAUAGGCAAUAGUUGCUCGUUUUGGUUUUUGUUGUUGUUCGCAUAUCCUUAUGGCUACAUGAUUCUUAGACUAUCGUAAAUCCAUGCAGCAAUGCUAUUCCGGGGGUUAUAUGCAA
Molecule: messenger RNA, 1538 nt
Organism: Suillus paluster
Lineage: Eukaryota; Fungi; Basidiomycota; Agaricomycetes; Boletales; Suillaceae
Product: citrate synthase-like protein
Exons: 7
Coding region: 7-1434 (475 amino acids)
Biological process (GO): carbohydrate metabolic process; tricarboxylic acid cycle; citrate metabolic process
Cellular component (GO): mitochondrial matrix
Source: RefSeq, a predicted model, not a curated record